Molecule: messenger RNA, 2054 nt
Organism: Cavia porcellus (domestic guinea pig)
Lineage: Eukaryota; Metazoa; Chordata; Mammalia; Rodentia; Caviidae
Gene: Rab39a
Product: RAB39A, member RAS oncogene family
Exons: 2
Coding region: 149-802 (217 amino acids)
Biological process (GO): phagosome-lysosome fusion; vesicle-mediated transport; Rab protein signal transduction
Cellular component (GO): Golgi apparatus
Molecular function (GO): GTPase activity; GTP binding
Source: RefSeq, a predicted model, not a curated record
GGCGGGGCCCAGGCGGCGGUCGCAGCCGCAGGAAUAUGCUGGAAGGCGGCGGGCGGGCGCCCGAGAGGUGCUGAAGGGACAGUUCCCACCGCCAAACUUGCCCGCAGAGGGCGGGUGGGGCCGUCCGGGAGCGCGGGGCACGUGAGCGAUGGAGACCAUCUGGGUCUACCAGUUCCGCCUCAUCGUGAUCGGGGACUCCACCGUGGGCAAGUCGUGCCUGCUGCACCGCUUCACCCAGGGCCGCUUCCCCGGGCUGCGCUCCCCCGCCUGCGACCCCACCGUCGGCGUGGACUUCUUCUCCCGCCUGCUGGAGAUCGAGCCGGGCAAGAGGAUCAAGCUGCAGCUCUGGGACACGGCGGGGCAGGAGCGGUUCAGAUCAAUAACUCGAUCAUAUUACCGCAACUCAGUUGGUGGAUUUUUAGUAUUUGACAUUACUAACCGACGAUCUUUCGAACAUGUGAAAGAUUGGCUAGAAGAAGCAAAAAUGCACGUACAGCCAUUUCAGAUCGUAUUUCUGCUAGUGGGACAUAAAUGCGAUUUAGCUUCACAACGUCAGGUUACAAGGGAAGAAGCUGAAAAACUUUCUGCAGACUGUGGAAUGAAAUACAUUGAAACCUCAGCCAAAGAUGCAACAAACGUUGAGGAAUCCUUCACAAUCCUGACACGAGACAUUUAUGAACUUAUUAAAAAGGGAGAAAUUUGUAUUCAGGAUGGCUGGGAAGGGGUUAAGAGUGGUUUUGUUCCAAAUACUGUACAUUCUUCUGAGGAAGCAGUGAAGCCCAGGAAGGAGUGCCUCUGCUGACCUCAAAAAUGCCAAAGAACCCACCAGAAGAGAUUGGGUGUCUUUUCAGGGUAAAUACCAAUAUUAACAGCAGAGUGUGCAAUGAAAGCAUUAAAAAAAAUAUAUAUAUAUAUAUAUAUAUAAACCUGCACUAACGCUAUUAUGUUAGCUUUUUGGUUCAGAGCACCAUGCUUACUUGUCAGACUACCGAAUUAGAUAUUUUGCUAAAUUAUCAGGCAAAGCUGACAACUUUAUCGAAACUGGACUAUCUACAUAAUCACCUCCAUUCUCAUUUUUGUUAGAAUAUACCUGAGCUCGGUGCUCAGACAUGUCAAUACUAUCCAAUUUUUCUUAGAUUUUUUGCUAACAUAUAGUCUGUUUAAAAGAUUUUUAUCAACAGUUAUAGCUUUUGAGUUACUAUUGAAUGGUAAAGUGUAUUUAAAAGUACACUGUUCAUGUACAAAGUAAACAAUCUCAGAAAUAUUGACUAGGAUUAAAGUAGCAAUUUCUUGUCUAAGGUACCAGGUUUUUUAACAUUCUCAGAAAUAUUUAUCUUCCCUUAUUCUUGCUUGAACAUAAGAAAUAAGUUUUAUACUCAUUUUUGUUUCCAGACUUAUUACGCCUGAAAAUUUUGUUUUAUAAGCUAUCUAAGGAUUGAAACAAAAUAUUUUAAGCAAAUAUUUGUGACAACAAAAACAAAGGACCACUCAGAAGCAAAUGUUUUGGUGUUACAGCCUACCAUCCAAAUUUUAUUUACUGGCUUUUUUUAAAAAUGCAGUUUACAGGCUAGGGAUUUAGCUCAGCGGCACAAGCACACCUGUCUGGCAGGCGUGAGGUCAUGAGUUCGACUCCUGGUUCCAAAAAAUAAUAAUAACAAUAAUAAUAAUAAUGCAGUUUACUUUAGCAUAUGUGUUGCUGAAAGAAGCACUAAAAAUGCAAUUUACUUUAAACUGUCAUCAAAAUUAUCAAUAUAGCAAGAGAAUGCUUUUAGUAACACCAUUUCUGUCCAAGUAAGUUUUCAGAUUUUCCCAAUUCCAAUAUAAGAAGAGUAUACAAAACUUUUUCUGAUAAUUAAAAUGAGUUACUAGGUGCUUGAUAAAUUUAGCAUUCAAACUGCAUUUUAAAAUCUUAUCAGUACAAGGGAAGAUAGAAUAAUCACUUAAGGGAAUAAAAUGACUUUCAAGUUCCCUAAUCUUUAACUUUUAACUUCCUAACUUAGAAUUUAUUGAUUAAACUCCUCUCUUGGAAGGGACCUUUUGAUCAUAAUGCCAAA